Molecule: messenger RNA, 753 nt
Organism: Fusarium tjaetaba
Lineage: Eukaryota; Fungi; Ascomycota; Sordariomycetes; Hypocreales; Nectriaceae
Product: nucleoside-diphosphate-sugar epimerase
Exons: 2
Coding region: 1-753 (250 amino acids)
Source: RefSeq, a predicted model, not a curated record
AUGCAUCUCAUCCUUACUGGAGCCACUGGCCUCGUUGGCUCUAGCGUGCUUGACGCUAUGCUCAAGUCAAAAGACAUCACCAAGAUCUCAAUACUGAGCCGAAGACCAGUGCCGAUGGCAGCAGGUGAUUCCAGAGUCAAUGUCAUCACUCACAAUGACUUUACGAGAUACAAUUCAGAAGUCCUUGAUCAGCUUCAAGGCGCAAACGGUGUGGUCUGGGCGUUGGGUAUCAGCCAGCUCAAAGUGACAAAAGACGAAUAUGUCACCAUCACCAAAGACUUUCCGGUUGCUGCUGCGAAAGCCUUUUCCAAGAUAUCACCUACCAAGGAACCUUUCCGAUUCAUAUACGUUUCUGGCCAUGGAGCUACCCUUGAGCCGACUUCAUUUACACCCAUCUUCGGUCGUGUGAAAGGUGAGACUGAGAAGGCACUUUCUGAGCUACAUGCGCCGUCGAAAUUCCACGUCGAAUCUGUACGUCCUGCUGGGGUAGAUGCUACAAAUCAUGAGGCUAUCAAACCAUAUAUUCCCAACCCUGGUAUGCUCUACAACGCUAUGUAUUCGCUCAUGGGUCCCCUCAUGAGAACCGCACUUCAGUCGUUGCAUAGCCCAACGGAGAAACUUGGCCCUUUUCUCAUGAAUAUGGCGAUGGGGAAGUAUGACAAGCGGUUGGAUGCUGGAGGAAACGGCAUCUCCAGUAUCAACGGCUCGAGGAUACUGGAAAUUGUAGCGUUCCAACGGUUGUAUGAGCAAUGA